Molecule: messenger RNA, 1272 nt
Organism: Suillus fuscotomentosus
Lineage: Eukaryota; Fungi; Basidiomycota; Agaricomycetes; Boletales; Suillaceae
Exons: 3
Coding region: 1-1272 (423 amino acids)
Source: RefSeq, a predicted model, not a curated record
AUGGAAUCUUGUUAUCGCAUCAAUAAUCUCAAGGGUGUCCAUCUCAACCAUCGUAAACAUAUCUUGACAAGUGUUGUAUCUCUAACAGCUCUUGCUGCGCAUUACACUACUGUUCUCAUGGCUCAAGAGAAAGAGAAGGCAUUUUGGACCAAAUCAGAAGUAACUGCGCUGGUCGACUACCUUCAUGAACAUCGGUCAGAGCGUGCUGAAGGAGGCAACUUCAAGAUGGUAACAUUCAAUGGAGCAGCGAGGGAUAUUGCACCCAAGAAGACACCGGGCCCACAAAAGACUGGCAAAAUGUGCCAGACAAAGUGGACAUCAUUGAAACAGAUCUACAAUGCUAUCGAUAAGUAUUGCAAGCAGUCUGGAAUCAAUCAGUGGCACCCUGAGUACGGUGCGAACAUCCAGGGGGAGGCAGCAGCGGCAGUGUUUGAUGUGUAUGUCCAGCAAAAGGAGAUUUUACCCGUGGGUGGCGCACGAGGGGCAGCGGCUUUCCGAGCCACCGAUGUUCCCGCGCCCUCCAUUGAUGAUGAGCCUGGGGUGGAUGCCCCAGGAGCUCAGGCUCCUGGAUCUGCUAGCUCCAUGAGUGCCAUCACUGGCACGAGUGGCGGAUCUACUAGCUCCAUGAGUGCCGCUGCUGGCACAAGUGGUGACGUCAUUAUGUCCGGGACCAAUACCAUCGCUUCUCUUCCCCCGUCUAGUGCUGCCACUCGACCAACUAUCUCUACAACCUCCAGUACCGGAAAGCGCUCACACAAUGCCACAUCCAUGUUCCAUGAUGAUGCGGCCACAUUCGCAUCCACAGUACCUUCAUCGACAUCUGAACUGCCACAACAAUCUGAGGCUCGAGCGUCAAAGAAACAGAAGUCGCGUGCAACCCAGUCACGCGCUGACAGUGGCCAAUCUGCAAUGAUGACCAGCACUGCAAGAGCAGCCAAGAUCACGCCAGCUGCAGCUGUCAUGGGCAUGCAAGGGUCCAUCAAUCGUCUCACCGAUGUGAUCGAGAAGGGUAUGGUUACUGAUGCGGAAAGGCUGGAGAAGCAGAGACACACUGCCUUGCAUAUCUUGAACGGGGAAGACACAGACUACUAUCCGUUGCAGGAGAGGGUCAUUGUCAUGCACAUGUUUGCAGAUGACCCAGCUGUCACCGACAUAUACCUUCAAAACGAUGACAAAGACACGCGGUACGCAUUCAUCCAGCACAUGAUCCAGUAUAGAUUUCAGAAGGUCCCGCAAGCACCACAAGUGCCAUACGUCCGUCCGCAGUUGUAA